Molecule: messenger RNA, 3059 nt
Organism: Orbicella faveolata
Lineage: Eukaryota; Metazoa; Cnidaria; Anthozoa; Scleractinia; Merulinidae
Product: presequence protease, mitochondrial-like
Biological process (GO): protein processing
Cellular component (GO): mitochondrial matrix
Molecular function (GO): metalloendopeptidase activity; metal ion binding
Source: RefSeq, a predicted model, not a curated record
AUGACCCUGAUGGAGCUUGGGAUUCCUGUGAAGCUGCNAUAUACAGUUGAUAAGGUGGUGUCUGUUCCUGAAUUGUUCCUGGUUUCUGUACAGCUGACACAUGACAAAACAGGUGCACAGCAUUUGCACAUUGCCAGAGAUGAUUCUAACAAUGUUUUCAGGUACAAGUUAUAUUCGGUUUUUAUGAGAUUGUUGUUUUGUUUGUUUUUCCUCACCUCUCUGAUAGACAUUGCUUUGAAUUUUUUUGCAGCCAGUGAUUUCACCAUGUAUCCUUUCUCAACACAAAACUCCAAAGACUUUGAAAACUUGCUGUCUGUUUAUCUGGAUGCAGCCUUCUUUCCACACCUUCGAGAACAGGACUUUUGGCAGGAAGGCUGGCGAUUGGAACCUGAAGAUUUGUCCAAUCCUGAUUCACCAAUGAUUUUUAAGGGAGUGGUGUUCAAUGAAAUGAAAGGUGCCAUGUCAACACCAGAGUCACUAUUUGUGCAUCAUGCCCAGAUGAACUUGUUACCCAGUCACACAUACAGCAACAACAGUGGAGGUGACCCUCUCUGUAUUCCAGACCUUACAUGGCAGCAGUUAAAGGAUUUCCAUGCUUCACAUUAUCAUCCCAGUAAUUCAAGGUUCUAUACUUAUGGAGAUUUACCCCUGGAAAGUCAUUUAGAGUACAUUGAGAAUAAAGUUCUCUGUCACUUUAACAAGAUUUCUGUAACAACAGAUAUUCCUCAUGAGCCCCGGUGGACAGAACCACAAGAAAAGCAUGUGACCUGCCCUGCUGAUCCAAUGGCAGCAAAUCCAGACAAGCAAACUGCAGUGGGACUGCAUUACUUAACAGGAAGUACCACAGAUGCGUUUGAGAACUUUACUAUGGUAAUUUUGUCAUCGCUCUUAGUCAGGGGUCCAAACUCACCAUUCUACCAAUCUCUUAUUGCACCAAAUAUUGGCUCAGACUACUCUCCAGGAGUAGGGUAUGAUAAUGGUACAAGAGAUGCUUCAUAUUCCAUUGGUCUUCAAGGAAUCAAGAGAGAUGACUACCCAAUGGUUGUGGAAACCAUUCACAAGACAUUUGACAAGGUUAUUGAUGAAGGUUUUCCAUCUGAGAGGAUUGAAGCAGCACUGCACAAAGUGGAGCUGGCUAUAAAACAUCAGAGUAGCAACUUUGGACUUGGAUUAAUUACGGGUCUAAUGUCAGCUUGGAAUCACGGGGCAGAUCCUUCAGAUUAUCUCCUUAUUAAUGACCGUGUGCAGCUUUUUAAGGAUAAACUUGCAAGUGGACCAUUUCUUCAGGAUAAAGUGAAAGAGUGUUUCAAAGACAACCCUCAUUGCCUUACUCUUGUCAUGAACCCUGAUCCGGAGUACGAGACAGAACUAAACAGGAAAGAACAGGAAAAGUUAAAGAGCAAAGUUAGCUGUCUGUCUGAAGAAGACAAAAACUAUAUUUAUCAAAAAGAUAUCGAACUGGCAGAACAACAGAACGCCAUAGAAGAUGUGUCUUGUCUUCCAAAGAUGGUGAUGUCUGAUAUUGAUCCGAGCAUCAAGCCUGUUGCCCUGGAACACUACGUUUCUGGUAGGUUGUAUGUGUCGUGUUGUAGAAUGGGCGCCGGUAACCUGAAUUAUCGCGAGUUGUCCCAAAUGAUGGAGAUGCGAACAGCUGGCAUGGCACUAUCAACACACAUCUCUACCCACCACAGUAGCAUGAACGCGUUUGAACAGGGUCUUGAAUUUUCCUCUCACUGUCUCGACAAGAAUCUUCCUCACAUGUUCUACUUGUGGGGAGAAAUAUUUGCCAGACCUACACUGAACGACACCGAGCGUCUGCGCACGCUCAUCAACAUGCUCGCUUCAGAGCUAGCGAUGUCUGUCUCCCACUCGGGACACUUAUUCGCGAUGGCACUGGCGGCCAGUUCCCUGUCUCCCGCGGCGCAUCUCAGUGAGCAGUUUGGUGGACUCUCUCAGGUCCUGUUUAUGAAAAAUAUUGCUGAAUUGGAAGACUUGACUCCAGUUAUCAAAAAAUUUGGCACUAUAGCAGUUAAUGUGUUGGAGGGGACCCAGUUCAGGUGUGCUGUUAACACAACAGCUGAAAGUCGAGAGACCAUGCAAAAGGCUUUAGAAGGCUUCUGCGAUUCGCUCCCAAGCAGCAUAUACGAAGAGUCAUCCCAUGUUAAGAGCCCAGACUAUCAGCCGAGUGGGUUAAAGACCCAUUAUGAGAUGCCUUUCCCAGUCAAUUACAUCAGCAGGUGCCUCCCUAUAGUGCCUUAUACUCACGAGGACUUCCCUAAAUUGAGAAUUUUAGCCAAACUGCUUUCUGCGAAGUUUCUACACCGCGAAAUAAGGGAAAAGGGCGGAGCAUAUGGCAGCGGUGCGAAGAUUGGAGGUGGCAUUUUCUCCUUUUUCUCUUACAGAGAUCCUAAUUUCGAGGGUACGCUUUCAGCGUUUGAGAACUCCGUCCAGUGGGCGCUUGACGGGAAGUUUUCAGAUCAAGACAUCGAAGAAGCUAAACUAUCCGUCUUUGCAGAGGUUGACAAACCAAUUUCACCAAGUAACCGUGGUAUGAGCUACUUCACUCAAGGCGUGACAGAUGACAUGCGCCAAACCAACAGAGAUGGGUUAUUCAGCGUGACUAGGGAUGACAUCAUUCACGUCGCUCGCACGUACCUGGCCUCCCAAGACGUUCCCAACUCGAUAGCCGUGCUAGGACCUGCGAACGACCUAACGUCCAAUGACAGUUCUUGGACUAUAAGAAGAGAGAGCCUGGGGUGACUCUGAAAGCUUUGGUUAUGUUGAACACCCGCCAGCGUCUUCGCAAGCCAAUCACGAAAAGCGCCGUCCCAACUUGAAGCUCAUCAGACAGUCACUGUCACUUGUUCAGUUAUAGAGCUCAAGCGAAACUUCAUCGUUGCCGAUGGUUGAAUAGGCCCUUUGCACAAUCCGGUCACAUGGUACGGAAUUAAUUAUGCUGGGAAGCAAGUUACGGCAACGAUGUAGUGGGACUUUCAAAACAAAGGAAAGUCGGGCUGGACUGGUACGAGUUCCUUUGUUUUGGAAGUCCCAUUGUGUAA